UUUGCUCGUCUCCACCACCUUGCCGCGCAUGACACUUUGCGCAUAUGUUUACUAAAUCGCGCUCGUUUUGUUGCGUGCACUGGUAUUUGUAUUUAUUUUUCUUCCACCCUUCCCUCGGUAGUGAAACAGCUCCCUUACACUCUAUACAAGUGCGCUAUUCUGCAGAUGUCAUUUGCGUGUGUAUUCAGCACAGUGCUGCCAACCAUCAGAUACACAACACACCCUGUGUUGCCUGUCUUCUCGUUGGUAAGAAGAAACGUGUUUUGUGCAGAAUUUUCAGUUCUUCAUUUUCGAUUUCGGUUUAGAAUUUUGUUUGUAAACACGCGUGUGGCAAAAAAAUAUAUAUUCAAAUCUUGUUGAAAAUUAACUUUAACUUUCGUGUUCUGCUCAGCACAACACAAACAUACAAACAUAAAACGGCAGGGAAAAACAACAACAGCAACAACAGUAAGAAAAACAAAAACGACAAAAACAACAUAGCAAUCAGCCAUUAGCCAACAGAGCCUGAGCCGUAGCCGUAGCCAUAGCCAGCCAACGAACGACAGAGCCAAAAAAUAAAGUGAAAUAAAUAGAAGAGGGGAUGUGAGCUGCAAACGGAACAGGAUCGAUCGGAUGUAUUGAAAAGAGAAGUGCGCAAAGCGUGCGGAAAACAAUUCAAAUUUGGAAAAAUCUUUCGAAACGCAGAAAAGGAAAAAACCUUGAGUUUUUAUUGUCAAAAGUGACGAAUUAAAGUGUUAAUAUUAGCAACAACGGGACAGUGGCCGAAUGUGAAUAGUGUGCAAAACGUGCAAGUAAAAAAAAUUAUAUAUUUUUUGUUAAAAAAAAGAGGAAUUAUUAUUUUAGUAAGGACAGAAAAUUGUGUAGAAUAAAAAUAUAAGAAUCAUAACAGAAAAACAAACGCACCAUAACAUAACCAAGCGCAAUUGUGGCGUAGCGCUAACACAUUUUUUCGUUAGGAAAAAAGUGUAGAAAAAGCAGAAUUAAGAAAAAGGCGCCGCAUACAAAUGGAAUUCUUCCCCCACCAACAACAACCACAUACAGCUCAGCAAGUGGAUGACGGUUCUAUAUCCGGCCCGGCAACCAAUAUAAAUACUAUCAGUAGUAACAACAACAACAACAACAACAUAAACAACGUUCGUAGCACAAACAAUACCCCGCCCACCUCAAACACAUUAAAUAGUGCAGCAACAACGGACACCGUCGACGCUGCAACUGUAGCCAUCGCCAAGGAUAUGCUCCAGUUGCAUCAUGGCAGUGGUGCGAUACUAACAAAUAAUAACACGAGUAACAGCAGUAAUAAUAAUAAUACUAAUAGCGCAGCCUUAGAGGCCAUGAAUACAUCAACAUCAUCUAACGCCAACACCAAUUCGGUAGUAGUUGCAGCUAGUAGUGGCAACAGUACAACCAAUAGUGGUGUCGGUCCUAAUGUAGGCGCCAAUCUGAAUACCAAUCACCCACCUGCCCAUGCCUCAACCGCCAGUAAUGCGGGCGGCGGUGCAUCAAACGUUUUAACUGCACCUGACAACGCGCUCGGUUUUCUAAAAUACGACCAGGAAUUGUUAUACAUCACCGAGCCAUGUACUAUUAUUGGACGAAACUCAUCAACAUCGCAUGUACACUUUCAUGUAGCCGAAAACAAUUUGGUGUCGAGAAAGCAUUUUCAGGUUCAUUACGAUGGAGAUGCACGUGACUUUUUUGUGCAGUGUUUAAGUAAAAAUGGCAUUUUCGUCGAUGAUUUUUUGCAGCGACGAAAUGCUGAUCCGCUUCGAUUACCUAACAGCUGUUACUUUCGCUUUCCCAGCACCGAGAUUCGCAUACAAUUCGAGAGUUUUGUACAUGGUGGCGCUGUAAAUGCUUCUGGCGCGCUAAAUAACUUGAACAACAGUGGCAUAUCGUAUCAUAACAAUAGUCACAACAAUGUGGCUGCCCUGCAGAACAAUAGUGGAUUAGGAGGAGGUGGCGGCAGCGGCAGCGGCGGCGGUGGUGGUGGAAGCGGAGGUUGUGCUCAAUUCAUUAUUUCGCCUGCGCCUCCCGAUGAUCACCAGCAUCCGCAUGCGUCGUCUGGACCAACAUCGCAUGCCUCAACACAUGUAUCUCAUCACCAUCAACCGCAUGUGUCCUCUAGUGCUGUGUCAUCGUCAACACAUCUUCUGCCGAAUAUGGAUAAUUCAAAUGUGUAUUCACCACUCAAAAUAUCCAUACCGAAGAAGGAGCAGAAGAGCCCAUAUCUAUCACCAACUGGCAAGUGGAAUUUGUACUGUACAAUAAGUGCUGCAAAUAGUUGUCCAGCCAGCCCACGACAAGGUUUUCAUCAGAACCAAGCCAAUUAUAACAACUAUACCAACAACAAUUUACAAAACCAAGACCUAUUCCAAACACCAUCAACAGCUAGCUAUAACCACAAUGAGAAACCACCAUAUAGCUAUGCUCAGUUGAUUGUGCAAGCUAUAUCCGCAGCACCGGAUAAACAAUUGACACUUUCUGGCAUUUAUUCAUUUAUAGUCAAGCAUUAUCCGUACUAUCGUAAAGAAACAAACAAGGGUUGGCAAAACUCCAUACGCCAUAAUCUCAGUUUGAAUAGGUAUUUCAUUAAAGUUGCGCGCUCUCAAGAUGAGCCGGGCAAAGGCAGUUUCUGGCGUAUUGAUCCUGAUAGUGGCGCCAAGUUGAUUGAUCACAGCUACAAGAAACGGCGUCAACGUAGCAGCCAAGGUUUUCGCCCAACAUAUGGUAUGCCACGUUCGGCACCAGUCUCACCGAGUCAUAUGGACAAUUCGCGUGAGAGUUCACCACUGCAGGAUUUCGUUUUACAAUCGGCACCUGGAUCGCCGGGCAUGUCUAUUGAGCAACGCGCAGCCGAUGGUGCUCCAUUAGAAACUCUCUUGGCGCAUAUACUCAUUUGUAAAAAAAAAAUCAUUUCCAGCAGUAGCGGAAGUCCAUACUAUGUUUCAAAUCAAAAUUCAACUAUUGGCAGUGUACAGCAGCAACAACAACAACAACAUCUACACAAUGAGAGUGGAGUGACCAUUGGUGGUGGCAGCGGCAACGGUGUUGGUGCCUUGAUAGCGCUCAAACGUAAUCAUGCUAUGGCAGCUGGGGCACAACAACAACAACAACAGCAUCAACAUCAAGUGCAAACAUUGCAUCCCGACAUUAUAUACGAGGAAAUGCCAACUGAUUACAGUGGUAAUAUGGAAUCUGGCGAUGAAGGUUGCAGUAUUGGCGGUGGUAAUGGCGCCAGCAGCAGCGCUACUUGUGACGCUUCCAAACGCCCCAAAUAUAUAUCCGAAGUACUCUGA
Molecule: messenger RNA, 3296 nt
Organism: Bactrocera oleae (olive fruit fly)
Lineage: Eukaryota; Metazoa; Arthropoda; Insecta; Diptera; Tephritidae
Source: RefSeq, a predicted model, not a curated record